Plasmodium gonderi is the source of this 3180-nucleotide messenger RNA. RefSeq lists its product as hypothetical. The record is from RefSeq and is a predicted model, not a curated record. Lineage: Eukaryota; Apicomplexa; Aconoidasida; Haemosporida; Plasmodiidae. The transcript has a single exon. The coding region runs from base 1 to 3180 and encodes 1059 amino acids.
AUGAAGAAUUUACAAAAAUGCAAAAUUGUAUGUCUAACAAAGCAGUUAUUAAACCAGAGAAGCGUAAAAGUAAGGCUUUAUGGAACAGCAGUAUGGAGUAAAUUGACGAAUAUAGAAAAUGCCAUUGUAAAAUGCGAACAAAUCAGUGGGAAAGCAUUUUGGGAAAGCCAGGAUAUAAUCAAAAAAGGAACUGCAAUGACUUUAACCACAAAUGUAAAAAGCAAAGAUACAACUGCCAAAGCUGUGAACGUAGAAAAUUCGUGUGGACAAUCCGAACUAGUCAAGCAGAUAAGAAAAUUUUGCAAAAAAGAUGAUUUGUGUAGCAUGUACAAAUUCAACGAGAACUUUUUACAUCUGCUGAAAAUGAAACAACUUAAUGAAAAAGAUUUUUCCAUAAUAGUUCACCUGUUAAGUAAAAAAAAAGUACACAGUAACAGCUUUUGGAAACGCAUAGCUAAUACGGAAAAUAUAAAUUUCAUUUUCCAGAUGAACUUGAAACAGAUAAUUCUCACCUUUUAUAGUAUUUCCAAUUCGUACAAAUACAUCAAUUUGACAUUUUUAAACGAAUAUACAGAUAACCUAAUAUUCAUAUUAAAUUGUCAGAAAUAUUUUAUUUCUCUUACGAGAAGAAAAAAGGGAAUACAGAAAAAAACGAGUGAACACUUCGAAGGACAUAAUUGCCUCGCAUACAAUGAAUCGGAGCUCUUAAAUCUUAGUCAGGAUAACAAUUUGACAUAUCAAGAGUCACUAUGUAAUUUUCAAACUGAUGAUUAUGCUAUUAAUAAGAGUAGUAAUAUGAGUAAGGAAAAAGAGAAAAUAACAUGGAAAAACCUAAUUGAUAAACAAAAUUAUAAAAAUAUUAGUUCUCUUUUUAGAAACAAGAAAAAUCAUUUGAACUUCCUAGACCUAACGUUAAUAUGUAAUACAUAUUCUAAGUUAAACAAUCUGGAGCACUUACAAAAUGUGGAAGAAUUAAAAAAAGUUAUGUAUAAACUUUUUCUGUAUUUCCUAUUCUUCUACAAAAUAAAUUUUGAUCACUUAAUUUUGUUCAUGCAUAGUUACACAAGGGUGAGAGGAAAUAUAGAUAAAUGUGUAUUGCGAAAAGUGCAAAAAGUAUUGCUGAACCCAGAAAAUGGGUUAUGCCAAAAUUUAUAUAAGCUGCGAAAUAUACAUAUUCUAGACAUUUGCUCCCUAAACAUGCUAAUGCAUGUAUUCCAGAGGACCAAUUUUAAGGAUGAAAAAAUGUUCAAGGAAGUUAUUCUUUCUGUGGUCUUAAAUUUAAAUUUGAAAUAUGAAAAAAGAAUCAAAACAAAAGGAUCAGUGUUAAGUGGAGAUGAUUAUUGUUGGACGGACUGCUAUGCUCUUUGUGAUGAUAUAAUUGGAUAUUCACCUGUUUAUUUUCAAGAGAGUAAAAACAGUACCACGAACCAAGGGACAAAUAUAGGCAUAACAAAUAGCUCAUCACAUUACAGUUAUCAUAUGGAUAUGGUAAAAAAAAAAAAAAUUCUCAUCGAACAUUUUUCAAAAAAGGAUAAUACAUACAUAUUGGAGAAGGAACAUCUCGUUAAGUUAAAAAAAAAAGAUUUUUGUUUUCUUGUGUAUAACAUAAAUAAAUUAAGAAUAAAAAAUUACUACAACAUAUAUGAAUAUAUAAAAUACGAAUCAGAGAAUAAUAUAAAAUUAUUGAAUGUGUAUAAUUGUUGUAUCAUUCUAGAUUGUUUAGUAAAUUUAAAUUUACUUGAUGAGAAAUUAUUUAAAAAAAUACUAACCAAUUUAAAAAUAUUAUUUGAUAAAAAUCAUUAUAACGAAAAAGAUGUUACGGACAUUUUUGUAUGUUUAUGUAAAUAUGGUCAAACAAAUUCAGCACAACAUACUGAAAUACAUAACUUCUUAAAAUCGCUAUAUUUAAAAAUACAGACGAGAUUAAAAAAAUAUAGUUAUAUAAGCUUAAUUUCAAUUUUUUGUUCUUCCUCUUAUUUUAACAUAUUGCUUGAUAAUAAUGUAGUCCAAGAUAUAUGCAUAGACAUACUGAAUAAUUUUAAUACGGUGGAUAUAAAAUCAUUACUUUCCAUUUUAUACUUUUUAAAAAGUAAAAAUUAUGAAAUAAGUACUUUUUUUUUUAACACUAUCAUAGAGAAAGUCCUAUCAAAAAUAAAAGAUCCGCAUUUCUUUUUUUGCAGUUUUCACAUUUUAUCAAUUUACGCAUCUAAAACAUUACAAAAAAAAGAUCAUAUUUUGGACAAGUUGGUUCAAGUAAUGAAGCAGAAUGAACAUCUGCUAGGUGUAAAGGAGAAACUGAUCAUAUCAUUACAAAUAUUUGUAACUCCAGAGUUAAUCCUGAAUGAGGCAUUUUUCCAGUUUUGUCAAAAAACCUUUGAGGAUAUUUUGUGCAGUUCCGAUAAACAGAAAUAUACAGUGCUAAACCAUAUGGAUCAAAUUAACACCAUAACACCCAAAGUGGUGAACCACAAAAAUAAGAACGACAAUUUUAUUCCUUUUUUCACCAAUUGUAAUCAUAACAAUUUAGAUUUCAGUACAGACAUAAAUAUUGCGGAAUUGAAAAUUUUUCUUUUAUUGUUAUUGUCAGAUAUGUACGAGAAAAAGCCUUUGGUUUUUAAAAAGAGGAACUUUCUGAUAAAGGAGGAGAAAAAAAACAAAAACUUAAAAUAUCAAAACAACCAAUUAAGCAAAUGCAAAUUGGAAAUAAUUUUUAGUAAUAUAUACAUCAGAUUACAGAAUGAUUGUCUAAGUUACUUUCUAAAAACCAACAUUUCAUUGUUUGACCAUCAAAAAUAUGCAAAGCAGCUGAACAUAAAGAAAAUUAAAAAUUACACAAUGAAUUUAGGAUCAAUCAUGCAUUCAAACGAAGUAGAAAAAAAAUUAAAAAUAGACCAUGCUGCAGCUCUCAAAAUUUACAACAAUGACAUGAGCAAAUAUUUCCCUGAGUUUGAAGAAAUACUUUUUAAUGUAAUCAAAAUAUGUUACGAAGAUUUUUUUAUUUACACAUUUUUCGCAAAAAAAAAGGAUGAAUUUUUAGUUAAUUAUAAGAGCCAAAAUAUAUGCCACAAUUAUGCUGAUUCAUUUCUCCUGCACAAUAAUGAUAAUUUAAUUAUAAAAUUGAAAAAAAAUAUGUUUAUUAAUUCAUUUCACAUUGCUUAUGUGUUUAAACCGUUUCAGUAG